This is a messenger RNA of Rotaria sordida, 1563 nucleotides long. The record is from the annotation of a GenBank genome assembly. Lineage: Eukaryota; Metazoa; Rotifera; Eurotatoria; Philodinida; Philodinidae.
AUGCUGUCUAAACUAGUAACUCGACAAGUUUUCAAUCAUGGACUUCGUUUAACUAAACGUGCUGCAUCGACGGCUGCACAACAAAAAUUAGUCGGUGAUCGAAAUCCUCAAGUGAACUAUCGUAAACUUUUUAUUAAUAAUGAAUUUGUUGAUGCAAUAGCUGGAAAUGUAUUUGAAGUUCUUAAUCCAGCUACGGGUGAUGUUAUUGCUGAAGUUGCUGAUGCUUCAGAAAAAGAUGUUGAUAAAGCUGUAAAAGCUUGUAAAGAUGCUUUUCGACUUGGUUCUGAAUGGCGUCGUAUGGAUCCUGCAGCUCGUGGUGAUCUUCUAUAUAAACUUGCUGAUCUUUUUGAACGUGAUCGUGCUUAUCUUGCUGCUUUAGAAACAGUUAAUAAUGGUAAACCAUUUAAAGAUUCAUAUAAUAUUGAUAUUCCUCAUUGUAUUGCCGUUCUUCGAUAUUAUGCUGGAUGGCCAGAUAAAAUGAAUGGAAAAGUUUUACCUAUUAGUGGUGACUUUUUUGCAUAUACACGACGUGAACCAGUCGGUAUUGUUGGUCAAAUUAUACCAUGGAAUUUUCCAUUGAUUUUACUUUGUUGGAAAAUUGGUCCGUCUGUCGCUACUGGUUGUACGACAGUUGUUAAACUUGAUGAACAUACACCUUUAACAGGACUUUAUGUUGGUAAAUUGAUUCAAGAAGCCGGUUUUCCACCAGGUGUUAUCAAUAUUCUUUCAGGUGAUGGACCACAUUGUGGAGCAUCUAUUGUAAAACAUCCUGAUGUUAAUAAAAUUGCUUUUACUGGUUCAACACAAGUCGGUAAAAUAAUUGGAGGUGAAGCAGCUAAAAUGGUUAAACGUACAACACUUGAACUUGGUGGAAAAUCACCAAAUAUUGUUUUUGCUGAUUGUAACCUUGAUACAGCAGUUGAAAUGUCACAUUUUGCUUUAUUUUUUAAUCAAGGUCAAUGUUGUUGUGCUGGAUCACGUACAUAUGUUGAAGAGAAAAUUUAUGAUGAGUUUGUUCAACGAAGUGUUGAACGUGCUAAACGACGAAAAGUUGGUGAUCCAUUUGAUGAGAAUACUGAACAAGGGCCUCAAAUUAGUCAUGAACAAAUGGAUAAAAUUUUAGAUUUAAUUGAAUCAGGAAGAAGAGCUGGUGCAAAAUUACUUGUAGGUGGUCAACGUGAAGGUGAUAAAGGUUUUUUUGUUCAACCAACAGUUUUUAGUGAUGUUCGUGAUAAUCAUCGAAUAGCUCGUGAAGAAAUUUUUGGACCUGUAAUGCAAAUUCUUAAAUUUAAAACAAUUGAUGAAGUUAUUGAACGUGCUAAUGAUACAGAAUAUGGUUUAGCUGCAAGUGUAUUUACAAAUGAUUUAGAUAAAGGUAUAGUUGUUAGUAAUGGAUUACGAGCUGGUUCUGUUUGGGUUAAUACUUAUGAUAAUUUUGACCCAGUUGCACCAUUUGGAGGUUUUAAACAAAGUGGCCUUGGUAGAGAAAAAAGUGAAUAUUCAUUAGAUUCUUAUACGGAAGCAAAAUGUGUUACAAUGAAGAUUUCUCAACGAAAUUCAUAA